AUGAGAGAUCUGUGCCUUGGUUGGAUUUCGCAUGUUUCAAGCUCAUUCAGUUUUAUCUCGGGGCUUAGCUGGGUAUUUGCUCAACUACCGCAGAUUGUGACCAAUUAUAAACUUAAAUCGGCAGAUGGUAUCUCGCCAUCUUUUUUACUUCUUUGGUUUCUUGGAGAUUUUUUGAGUUUCACUAGCUGUUUACUUAAUGAUGCCACACUCAACUUUCAGCUAUAUUUGAGUAUUUUCUUUCUUUGUAAUGAUAUAACAUUAUGUUUUCAAUAUUAUUACUAUAACAGCGUUUACCCAAGGACAACUGCAUUUGAAAGCUAUACACCAGUUGACAUUCUGCCACAACCAGUAGUAAUUCACAAAGAUCUGGAUGAGCACGGUGAAGAAAGAGAGAUACGCCAGCUUCACGAACAGCUGCUGUCCGAUGAAAGUGCGCCAAGUAGCUACAAUUCAACGGAUGAAAAUAAGUCGAUAAUGAAGAACCUUGCUGGUACGAUUGCCGUCCACGCUGGCAGAGCAAAUGCGUUUGCCAAUGACGCAAUGCUUGAUAAGGCCCAACUGUAUACGUUAAAGGAUUCCGUGGGUCUAGCACUUGCAUGGGGCUGCACAAUUGUGUAUUGUGCUUCCAGAUGCCCCCAGCUUUAUAAGAACUACAAACGGAAAUCGGUUGAUGGUAUACUGCCGCUAUUAUUUGGUGCUGCUCUUUUGGGGAAUUUAACAUAUACAUUAUCAAUAUUGACAAGUUGCUCCUUUAUCUUUGGUGAUGACCGAAGUGAAUUUUUUUACAAAGAGUUGCCGUAUAUAUUGGGAAGCUCGGGAACAAUCUUGUUUGACUUGGCUUACUUUUACCAAAAGCGGUUGUACAAUAAUAGCAAGAAGCAGACUAAUACUUUUAGAUUACAGCCGUGGAGCGAUAUAGAAAGCAAUAGUGCGUAA
Lodderomyces elongisporus is the source of this 936-nucleotide messenger RNA. RefSeq lists its product as uncharacterized. The coding region runs from base 1 to 936 and encodes 311 amino acids. Gene Ontology annotation, biological process: basic amino acid transmembrane export from vacuole. The transcript has a single exon. Lineage: Eukaryota; Fungi; Ascomycota; Pichiomycetes; Serinales; Debaryomycetaceae. The record is from RefSeq and is a predicted model, not a curated record. Gene Ontology annotation, cellular component: fungal-type vacuole membrane.